CCGAGACCGUCCUGAGAUCUGAAACCGCCAUCUGAGGUGAGGAAAUAUGAUGUGCAGUCGCAGCUCACGGUCAGUUGAUAUCGUUGCAUUUCGAGAAUAUCGAGAACUUGCAACCAGUGCUACACAACAACAAAUCUCAACAUCGAAGGACAAAAACGUUAUUUUAAAUUCGUACAACUCGUCUUCACUGUCCGUCAAUCUUUCGAAACCAUUCCACGCUUCGUGUUGUCCAUUUGCAUCAAUAUGAGCAGCAAGAUAUUCCGUAUUUUCAACCCUGGAGAGGCCAAGAAAGAUCCAGUGGAGAAGCGGCGAGCACAACUCCGAAGUGCUCAACGGUCAUACCGUGAUCGCAAGGACAAGUACACCAAGUCGCUCGAACAAGAGGUCGAAAGAGCCCAAAACAGAGAAACUGAGCUUAUGAUCCGAUGCGAGCAAAUGUAUGCUGCUCUCGAAUCAUUAACAGAACUACUUUCUCGCCAUGGAAUCGGCGUUCCUGCUGCUUUCGUGGAUAGCUUGAUUAGCAAGAGUGACAGUGGAAUGCAUAGCUCGUUGCAUUCUAGAACGGACGAAACCUUGACUGGAGUGGGAGUCAUCGAAUAUUCGAAAGCUCCAGAGAUAAAAUCAAAAGAUGGUCGGGCGGCUGAUAGAAGCCCAGUCCACGCGAAACUCUAUACGGCGGCUGACAUUGUUGUCGAUGACCUCCAAACGGCAACAGACGCCCUUUCGAGUCGCCAAUACACCGAAAAGAAAGAGACGGACUUGCCGUGGUUGAAGAUUAACACAGCGGUUACCAUGUAUGACUGUGAAGACAACCGAAUGUGCGAGGUUGAUUUAAUCGCAGCAGGUAUGGAGUUUGUUCUAAGGCUCGAAAGACCUUGUCUUGAACAUGUUCAUGGUGACCCCAAGAAACCCGAGGACUCAACCGGUCACAUUUUGACAGUAUCGGCGCGAACUCUAUCUUUACAUACAGACCCAUCACGGCCGAACGAGAAAGAUUGUGUUGGUACUCCGUCGUACGAAGGCGCACCCCGGGAUAUCUUAGAACGGAUCUUGGCUCUCUCUCCGCACGUUUGCUUCGACGGGGAGAUGACGCCAGCUCAGGCGUGGAAAUAUAUACGGAGCCAACCUCACUUUGGUGGCAUCGAGUUGCGAAGAUUAUGGGCGCUUGCUGAUAAAUUAAUGGAGGGCAUCAAAUGUCAUGGUUUUGGUGCUGUGAUCGAGACCCAGAAUUUCCAGACAUUGGUAUACGAUGCUCUGCUGCUCGGGACGCAAUUCUAAAAGGAGCUAUUCUUAAUUCAACAAUGGCUAGCUCUAGAGUUUGGCAAUAUGAUUGCCGAUGUCCAAGGAUUGUGUUGAACG
This is a messenger RNA of Colletotrichum acutatum, 1359 nucleotides long. RefSeq lists its product as uncharacterized. The record is from RefSeq and is a predicted model, not a curated record. Gene Ontology annotation, biological process: regulation of DNA-templated transcription. Gene Ontology annotation, cellular component: RNA polymerase II transcription regulator complex. Bases 244 to 1278 code for a protein of 344 amino acids. The transcript is spliced from 5 exons. NCBI's taxonomy places the organism in Eukaryota, Fungi, Ascomycota, Sordariomycetes, Glomerellales, Glomerellaceae. Gene Ontology annotation, molecular function: transcription cis-regulatory region binding; DNA-binding transcription activator activity, RNA polymerase II-specific.